AUGAUCUUUUCCAGUAAACACGACACCCCUUCGUGGGACCAGGUCAUUGUCGAUGUCAAGGACUACGUUUUCAAUUAUCAGGUCACGAGGCCUGAGAUUCUGGAGAAGGCUCGCGAAGUCAUCUUAGAUUCCAUCGGUUGUGCCAUCCUAGCAGUCAACACAAGUGAAGAGUGUCGGUCACUUCUGGGGCCGUACGUCCCGGGCACUUCCGUUGCGAAUGGAUGCAGGCUCCCGGGCACAUCGAUUGUUCAGGACCCUGUCAAAGGUGCCUGGGACCUGGCAAGCUUGAUUCGCUGGCUGGACUACAAUGAUUGCAUAGGCGGCGUGGACUGGGGUCAUAUUUCUGACAACUUGGGCUCUAUCAUCACGGUCUGUGAUUGGCUGGCUCGCUCUAAGCAGCCAAGGUCAGCAGGAGCACCACCUCUCACGAUGCGGACUCUGCUCGAGGCCAUUGUCAAGGCAGCCGAGAUCCAGGGAACCUUCAACGUCCUGAAUUCAUUCAACAAACUGGGCCUUGACCACACAGUCCUUGUGAAGCUGGCGUCCACUGCGGUUGUAUCCUGGCUCAUGGGCUCCAACGAGGAGCAGACAAUGGCAGCCAUUUCGCACGUAUUCAUGGACAGCUGCCCUCUACGUGUCUUCAGAGCCGGCUCCAAUACGAUCCCGCGGAAAGCCUGGGCAGCUGGCGACGCAUGCAGCCGCGCCGUCCAGCUGGCCCUGAUCGUCCGAGCAGGCCAGCCUGGCGCCCCAACGGUUCUGACCAUGCGAAAGUGGGGUUUCUACGAAAAUAUUUGGCGUGGACAGCAGUUUGCUUUCCCACUCGUUUCUAAGGAGAGGGAUGCGAGCUCGGAAUCGAAGCUGGCGUCGCCUUUCCAAACGUACAUAAUGGAGCGCGUUGCGUUCAAGCUGAACCCUUGUGAGGGCCAUGCCCUGUACGCAAUCGAAGCCAUGCUCGAUGCCGGGCGACAGCUGCGCGGUCGAGGGCUUGACCCUUUCCGGGACAUCAAAUCUAUCAAGCUUCGGGCGUGCAGGCCUAUUGUGCUGAUCCUCGACAAGCCGGGUGAGCUAUACAACUACGCAGAUCGGGAUCAUUCGAUCCAGUAUGUCCUUGGUGUAACGCUGCUCAAGGGCUCGCCACCAGAGACACAUGACUACAGCGAUGACAGCCUCUGGGCUUCUAGCCCGGAGUUGCGGGAGACCAGGGCCAAGUUCCAGGUGAUUGAGGACCCCGGUUUCACGGCCGAGUACUACGCCAAUAGUAGGGGUGAGCCUUCGCCUCCGGUAGCAGGUGUGACGCUGGUGUUGAGUAGCGGCGAAGUUAUGGAGGAAGCCGUCGCGAGAACAUGCCCAGGUGUUCCAGCCAAUCCCAAGACGGCGGAUGGGGUGAGGACCAAGUUUCUUAAGAACAUGAAGAGCGGGAAUUUCUCCGACCAGGCCAUUAGAAAUAUUGUCGACUUGGUCUACCAGGAUGACGCGUCUGUUUCACACCUGGUAGAUUUGCUUGUCAAGUAA
Messenger RNA from Cryphonectria parasitica EP155, 1512 nucleotides. RefSeq names its product 2-methylcitrate dehydratase PrpD. The record is from RefSeq and is a predicted model, not a curated record. Gene Ontology annotation, molecular function: lyase activity. NCBI's taxonomy places the organism in Eukaryota, Fungi, Ascomycota, Sordariomycetes, Diaporthales, Cryphonectriaceae. The coding region runs from base 1 to 1512 and encodes 503 amino acids. The transcript is spliced from 2 exons.